Messenger RNA from Xyrauchen texanus (razorback sucker), 4743 nucleotides. RefSeq names its product G protein-coupled receptor 158a (gene gpr158a). Gene Ontology annotation, cellular component: membrane. Gene Ontology annotation, molecular function: G protein-coupled receptor activity. The coding region runs from base 194 to 4297 and encodes 1367 amino acids. The transcript is spliced from 12 exons. Gene Ontology annotation, biological process: G protein-coupled receptor signaling pathway. NCBI's taxonomy places the organism in Eukaryota, Metazoa, Chordata, Actinopteri, Cypriniformes, Catostomidae. The record is from RefSeq and is a predicted model, not a curated record.
UACUUACCAACAACACCACUGAGAUGAGAAAUGGAUUACUGAUACACUAAACGCACAGGGAUCAGGUGGCAGAAAUGCGUGAAUAUCCACAGGUGAAAAAAUGAUUUGCUGAUUUGAUUCGUUCCAGCUGUGAUUUCUCGCAUCAGAUUCGGUGAACAGAAGCUGGUAAAGUAACAGAAAGGGAUUGAAGGAUAUGGCCAUAAUCCGGAUAUCGUUACUCUUGCAAGUAGGAGUUGUUAUUGGAUCAAAUUAUAGAUAUGUGGAACACGAUCGGGACCUAAAGGCGAAGCUGCCCAUUUAUAAUACGCAGAAUAACAAGCAAGCGCAUCUCCGGAAGCUCCAUUCGGGUUUAGCGCAGAAGAUCGAGGAGCAGGUACCCCGAGUGGUGACUGCGUUUCUGCACACGGGGGAUUCCUCCACCUUAAAACACGCUAAUUGCUCCAGAAGAUAUGAGCUGGCGUUGUUGCGGGGAAGGACUCACGGAGACGCGCAUCACUCCAUGCGCGGCGUGCUGGACACGGUCCUUCACGCCACGAACUUCCUAAACAUGAUCCUACAAGCCAACAGGUCAACGGAUCAGAACCCCAGACGUGACAUGGAGUGGUACCAUGCUCUGGUCAGGAGUAUCCUGGAGGGAGACCUAAAGAUCCAUCGAGCGGUGGUCACUUUGGGCUCAGAGACCGUACCUAAAGGGCAACCUGUUUACCUCCAGGCCACACGGGCAGGUGGAGAGAUUGUUCUCCAGGAUUUAUCCAGCAAUGCCCACCGUAUGUUAAAAAACAGAACGGCAGAUUCCGUAUGGUUCCAUGAGCAUAAAAACAAAAAGAAGACCCAUCUCCAAAAGCUUGUGCUGAGUCAAGAUUUUGCCUUUUAUGACGCGUCUGUGCGCAGUGGAGAAAGUUAUAUUAUAGACAAAACUCAGAUUCAUUGGUCAGCUCCGUAUUUGGAAUGUGAAAAUGGAAAUUUAAUUCCCAGAUGGCUCUUGACAUUGUCUGCUGGCUUCUAUGGCCUAAAACCCAACCGCAGUCCUGACUUCAGGGGUGUUGUUCGUGCAGAUGUCAGUCUGCAGGAUGUGGAUAUUGAUCAGUGCUCUGCAGAUGGCUGGUUUGCAGGAACGCACAGGUGCAACCUCACUACUAUGGAGUGUUUGCCAAUCUCUGGUUAUGGAUUUGUGCUGGACAAGUACAGAUGCCACUGCAAAAGUGGCUUUUACCAUCCGAGCAGAGUUGCAGUCAACGGCUUUAAAAGGAAAGUAGGUAGGAAGGGCACUGAAGGGUUGACAGAUCACAGGGAUAUUCCAGAAAGUUCUGGCCAGUGUCUUCCCUGCCAGGAGGGUUGCACUUUCUGCAAGGACGACACGCCCUGUGUGACCCGGGGCGACAGCACCCUGCGUGUGGCUGUGCUCUCGUUCCAGGGCUUGUGCAUGCUGGUGGACUUCAUCAGUAUGGUGCUUCUGUAUCACUUCCGCAGGAACAAGAGUAUCAGAGCGUCAGGACUCAUUCUGUUGGAGGCGAUAAUGUUUGGAGCUCUGCUACUUUACUUUCCGGUGGUGAUUUUGUACUUCCAGCCGAGUGUAUUCCGCUGUAUUCUGCUACGGUGGGUUCGUCUGCUCGGGUUUGCCACUGUCUAUGGAACGGUCAUCCUCAAACUCUACAGGGUUCUGAAGGUGUUCCUGUCACGCACAGCUCAACGGAUCCCAUACAUGACGAGCUGGAGAGUUCUGCGUCUGCUGUGUGUUAUACUGCUCAUUGUGUUGUGGUUUGCAGUCGCCUGGACCUCUGCUGUUUGUCAGAACCCAAACAAACAUGUCGCUCUUAUCAGUGUGGGCUUCACCAAUGACGGCCUGCAGUUCAGCAUGUGUCUGCUGGACCGAUGGGAUUACAUGAUAGCUGUGGCUGAAUUCCUCUUCCUGCUGUGGGGGGUGUAUCUGUGUUAUGCGGUGAGGACCGUACCCUCGGCCUUCCAUGAGCCACGCUACAUGGCCAUUGCAGUGCACAAUGAACUAAUCCUCUCUGGAAUAUUCCACAUUAUAAGGUUCACUCUUGGAUCCGAACUGCACCCGGACUGGAUGUUGAUGCUAUUCUUUGCUCAUACCCACCUGACAGUCACUAUCACUUUGGGGUUACUGCUUGUGCCAAAGUUCUUGUUUGCGGGGACACAUGUAAGGGAUGACAUUGCUACAGAGGCCUAUGAAGAUGAAUUGGACAUGGGAAGGUCUGGGUCAUACCUGAAUAGCAGCAUCACGUCUGCCUGGAGUGAGCACAGUCUGGAUCCAGAGGACAUUCGGACACCAGAGGAAAUGGGCCAGCUAAAUUCUAUUAAUGGCUGUGGCGUAAGGUCUUGGGACAGUCUUUGGGAAAAACGUACCAACGAAGAGCUGAAGAAACUCUAUUCCCAGUUGGAGAUCUAUAAAAGAAAAAAGAUGCUGGCAAACAAUCCUCACCUGCAGAAGAAACGCAGCUCCAAGAAGGGUCUAGGCCGCUCCCUCAUGAGGCGCAUCACUGAGAUACCUGAGACGAUGGGGCGCCAGUGCAGCCGUGAAGACAAGGACCUGGGUGACCAUGGGAGUGGCCGAAACAGCAUCUGUGUCCUGAGAAAGAACCCUUUUGACCCCUCACACUCUGUAAAGCCUGCCAAAGAUGAGUCCUUGAAGAGCAAAGUUUUUUCACUUAAAAAAUCCCACAGCAGUUAUGAUCAUGUCCGUGACCAUAGUGAAGAUUCUAGCAGCUCAGCAACUGACAAGAUGGAAGUGGCACCGACAGAAGGCUCUCUCCUUGAAACCCUGAUGGGCAAGAAGCUGGUCAAAAAGUCCUCUGAGAAGAACGAUGCAUCUAGUGAGUCAACAGAAUCAGUUCCCUUGGUGUGUAAGUCAGCCAGUGCUCAUAACCUGACUGCUGAUAAGAAACCAAUUCACCCAAGAACAUCCAUGCUGCAGAAAUCUCUAAGCGUUAUUGCCAGUGCCAAAGAGAAGACUCUUGGUCUAACAGGAAAAGCCCAAGCAGCGGAGGAUCCAACCAAGAAAGUUAAUCAAAAGAACAAGGAUACCAAGACUUCAGUUGAAGCUGAAGAAAAGGAGGGUUAUCCAAAGAUGAUUGUCAGUCAGUCAGUAGAGUACAAGCAGACACCUGCAAAAACCGGGAUAAUGAAGCAACAGAUGAGUGGAAGCCAGCCCUCCAUUUGCUCAGAACAAGUAAAGGGUAAAGAACUUUAUGACCUUUCUGAAGUGUGCCCUUGGGAAGUGGAGGACUUGCCGACCCCCUCUGAAAACAAGGUCCAGAAACAUGUGUCCAUUGCCCCUGAGCAGACCACCACAGUCCAUGGAGGCAGCAACAAGGUGACAAAGCAACAUCAGCAAAAACAGAAAGGGACAGAGCAGUCAACCUCUGUGGCCAGGCAUCCAAAUCAAAAAGUUGCAGACAAAAUGGACAUCUGUCCAUGGGAAGUGGGCAAUGAAUACCCUGGUCAGGUAACUGGGCCAAAACCUCACUCCAAUAGUAAGCCUGCCAAGUCCCAACCUCAGUCAUCUGGAGAGGUUACAAAGGCUCCAAGAGCUGAGGUCUGUCCAUGGGACUUUGAGGAAGUGCUGAGCAACUCAAAGGACUCUGCUUACGUUCCUGAUCAGAGCAGACCUAUAAAGGGCACCACACCAACUGAGAUCAAAGGCAAAAUAAGCUCCUCGCCUACUGAUGUCAAGGGCAAGGGUACUACCCCUACAGAGGGCAGAGCAAAGGCUCUGUCAGAGUCCACAAAAUCAACAGGCAUCUCACUGCAGCCGCCCACUAAAGAAGACGUUUGUCCAUGGGAAUUUGAAAUUGUCUCAAGUCCCAUCUCUGACAAGACCCCUUGUUCUUCUCAGGUUCCUAAAACAAAGGAGACCCAUACUAUGAAGAAGGCAACUUCCCCUGUCAGACUAUUAGAGAAAGAAAAAGAUGCAGAUGAUGAAAAUGUGAAAUCAAAAGCAAAAGACAAGGUCACCUCAAGCAAGACAGAAGAAAGACCUGUCAGCCAGUCUAAGUUAGCUGAGGUUUGCCCGUGGGAUGUCGAUAGUAGUCAGGAAAUUGUCUCGAUGGAUAAACAAAAGAGCCCAAAUGUUGCAAUAGCAAAAAGCAAGCAAGCAGAUGUAUGCCCUUGGGAUUUUGAAGAGGCAGCAACUAGUAAAGAAGCAAAUACGAGCACCAGUUCAUCCGCUGGCAAACAGAAAAGUCCUAUUUCCAAAAGCAGAGUUACUAGCAGUGUCAAAAUAUCAGAUGUCUGCCCUUGGGACUUUGAUGACCAAACAUCAACAAAAAAGGCAUGACACUUUACCUAAGUGAACUAUUAGUUAGUCCUCAUUAUAUGUGCUUUUUCUUUCAUAAAUACACCAUGGAAUUAAAACUUUAAUAGAAUUUAUGGUGAUUUGGAGAAAAAAAACAUCAAGUCGCACAAGCUGCCUUUCUCUUCAACAUUUUGUUUUCCUCUUGUGUUUUUUGGAAUUAAAAGAGAAUAAAAUCAACAAAAAAAUGCAACAACUCACCAGGCAUUCCAGAUUCUGAAGUAUUUGUCAAACCUUUAAAUAGAAACGGUAGUUUACAAUUAUGCAACUCUUUAUGUGCAAUGUAAAAAAAGAUGCCUAUACUCAUCACAUGAAUAUUCAUUAACAUUUAAACUCUCUUAAUAGCUGCAUCUGUGGCCUCUCCUUGACACUGGCUUCCUCAAAAGAUUGUACAAGUUCCUGUUACAUAGGAGGAUCUUUGUGUGGGCCAU